GGAGACCUCGAGAACGACGUGGACACGCCCGCGGAGCCGGCCUGGAAGGCGCAGCUCGAGAAGGGCCUCGAGCGCCUGCGGCACUGCGAGGCCGUGGGCGCUGCGCUGCGCGCGGCGGUGCACCCGUCGUUCGAGGCGGCGACGGACGACCUGCGGGAGCUCGGCCCGGAGCAGGUCAAAGCUCUGCGCGAUGAGCUUCUCAAGCUCGAGAAGGUUUCCAACGUCGCCAAGGCUUUGGCUGUCUUGAAGGAGGGACGUCCGCGCCAUGAUCGACCAGAGCGCCCUGCUGGCCCUGCGCGCCGCGGAGCAGGCCCGCCUGGAGACUGCGCUCGCGGGCUCCUCGCGGACGAUCGCGCCGGCCGCCCAGGCGACCCGGCGAGGCGGCGGAGCUCUGGCCGCCGCCUCGGGGCAUCAGCCCGACCAGGCCCCAGCGGACGGCGCCGCCUUGGGCGCGCUGGUGCCUGCAGCGGGGUCGGGCGGCGACGGCGCGGCCGCCGCGGCGGCCACGGGGCAGCAGGGCGACCCGCCUGCGGCGGACGGCGCGGCCUUGGGCGCGCUGGUGCCGGCGGCAGUGCCUCAGGCGGAGCCCGCUGCGGAGGGCGGGCAGAUCGUCCCUGCGGCGGCGGCUGGGGCAGACAGCAGCGCCCUCGCGCCCGCGCCGGCGGCCAGCGGGGAGGCGCCGUCGUGCGCGAAGGAGGCACGCGCCGCGGCGGAGGAGCAGCACAGGGAGGCGGAGCGGGCGUGGCGGCAGCGGCUGCGCGAGGGGCUCCGCGAGCUGAAGGGCCGCGACUACAUCCGCGUCGCCCUCAAGGUUGCCGCGCCGUCGCUGCUGAACCCGGAGGACGACGCCCUGGAGGCUCUGACGACCGACAGCGUCAAGAGGCUGCAUGACGAAUUUGCUCGGCUACAAGAGCAAGCCGAAAAGGGCGGUGUGCAGCCACGGGCACUCGUACGCGCCAUGCAGCAGUUGUACCUCGCCGAGUCGUGUCGGGACGCGUCGCUGUCGCUCAGCACCGAGACCGCGGACGAGGAGGCCCUCCGGCAGCUCACGGAGCGUACGGAGGAGUUCGCGCCCGCCCUGGAGGCGAUGAGGACCCUGGCGGUGGACAAGGCCAUUUUCGCCCACCUUGCCGACGCCGACGAGGAGGCGAACGAGGAGCACGCUUCCGAGGCGGACGUCGACGAUUUGGACUACGAGCGCGAGCUCGUCAGCCGGCAGGACUCCGGGCUGGUCCUCCCCGACGGCUGGAGGGUGGAGUGGGUGCAGGUCGGCAAGAGGCAGAUGAAGCACUUCAUCGACCAGGACGGCCGCAGGUACACCUCCCACAGACAGGCGCGCGCCGCCCUCGCCGAGCUCGAGGCCUGCCGCGCCGAGGCGGAGCGCAUCGCCGCGGAGAACGCCGCCAGCCUGGCCGCGGCGGCCGCCGCUCCGGACGGCGGGCCCAAGCGCGUGCGGCUGCGCGGCAAGGUCAGCGCGUCCAGCCUCGGGGAGCAGCUCUUCGGCGUCGGCGGCCUCGAGGCGGCCUUCGAGGAGGCCCUCGGCGACGCGCUGGGCGAGGUCCUCGGCCCCGCCGGCGGCGCGGAGAACGGCAGCUGCGGCUCGGGCGCUGCCGCGAAGCCGGGGGCCAAGCAGACCGCCGCGCCGCCGCCCGAGGUGAGGCCGGGCGCGAUGGUCGUGCUGAAGGGGCUGGUCGCCAAGCCCGAGCUCAACGGGCAGCAGGGCCGGCUCCUGGCCCUCCACCCGCAGACGGGCCGGUGGGAGGCGCAGCUCGCCGACCGUUCGAAGGUGAACGUCAGGCCCGCGAACUUCGACGUCGUCGCCCCGCGGGCCCUCGCCCUGGCCGCGAAGGGCCAGCCGAAGAAGAGGCCCGCGGCCUCGCCAGCGCCUGGCGCCCCCGCCAGCAAGGCGCUGGCGGCGGAGGGCCGCGGCAGAGGCCCCGCGGACGAGGAGAUGCCCGCGGCCGCGGCGGCGCCCGGCGCCCCCGCCAGCAAGGCGCCGGCGCCGGCGAGGCGCAGGAAGCAGUGGCACGAGGGCCAGGCCGCCGCCACCUCCGCGGCGGGGGCUCGGCGAGGGGUCCUCGAGGUCGCCAGGGCGAGCGCCGCAGUCAACAGCGGCGCGCCGGUGGCGCCGAAAGCCCCCCGCGGGCCCCGCGGCCUCGGCGCCCUGCCGGAGCACGCGGUCUCCACGGGGGGCCUCCAGAGGCGGAGGUCGUCGCAGAGCCCGCUGGGGCAGGCCAGGGGCCACACCGCCAGCAGCCUCAACGUGGACCUGCGGAGGCAGGAAACCGACCGCAUCAACCGCGACAACGAGAGGCUGCUGGAGCGCCUGCGCAAGACGCGGCCCGAGGUGCCGAGCAGCAAGCUGCUCCGCAUGCACUCGGAGGAGUGCGGCCGGCUACUGGUGAUGUCCUCGGUCUCCAAGCGGCUCUCCGGCGGCUGGGACGAGGAGAAGUCGCGCCUCGGCAUCGGCGACGCCGACGGCGAGAGCAGCCCGCCGUCGCCGAUCCUCGGCCCGCAGCACGACCGCGGCCACCACCCGGGGAGUCCGUACGCCCGGACCCUGCGGCCGCCGGCGCCGCCGCCGCAGCGGCGCGCCGGCAGCAGGCCCUCCAGCGCGGGGGCAUCGCGGCCCGCGAGCGCGCGGUGCCCCGCCAGCGCGCGGUGGCGGGAGCACGUGCGCCGCAGGCUCCAGUUCGAGUGA
Messenger RNA from Prorocentrum cordatum, 2701 nucleotides. The record is from the annotation of a GenBank genome assembly. Lineage: Eukaryota; Dinophyceae; Prorocentrales; Prorocentraceae.